Molecule: messenger RNA, 5492 nt
Organism: Coccinella septempunctata (seven-spotted ladybird)
Lineage: Eukaryota; Metazoa; Arthropoda; Insecta; Coleoptera; Coccinellidae
Exons: 3
Coding region: 174-5312 (1712 amino acids)
Source: RefSeq, a predicted model, not a curated record
CGUCUAUAAGAACAAUAUCACUCUUGUGGUAAAGACUUUCUUCAAAGUUACACGAUCGCUCUUCGUAUCGAGGUAUUGUAAGUAGAUCGCGAGAGUCGUUGAGUGGUGAGUGAUGUGAUAUAGUGCAGUGGUGUAGCAGAACACGCGCACAGGUUUUGGAUUAAAUUUUCAAAAUGAUCCUUCCCAAAUCAUGGAUGUUCGGCAUCAUCUUCUAUAUCAUACUUCCGGAAUCAAUCCUCGAAAACACUGGUCCAACAUAUGAUACGAGUGACUGGAUACCAAUAGUGCCAGAUAAUGCUAAAUCCACCAACAGAGAAAGCAAAUCUUCGGACAGAAUACUCAAUAUAGGUAUUUCAGAAGAGAAGUUCAUAGGCGAACAAAAAUUACCAGUCAAGAAGACCUACGUUACUCCUCACAAACCGAGGAAAAAUCCUCACAUAAAAAGAUCUCCCAACCAGAGACCUAGGAUCAAAUUGGAACAACCGUAUAGGUUUGAAAACAUACUCUCCCCGCCACCUAAACAACAUGUGAGAGGUUUCCAGCAGAAGAUACCAUAUCAACAAAAUUUUAACCUCCAGCCACAGUAUCAGUUCCAGCUACCUAAACCAAGUCAUAUUGUGAGCCAGGAAUCUUACCACCAACAAUUUCCUUCGAACCCAUCAAUUUACAAUUUGAACAACCUGCAAUCUGGACGAAACAUACCAAACAUACCCAACUACUCUUCAUCACAACUUGGAAUUACGUAUCAACAACAACCAAACCUUAUAAAUCACAUUCCUACCACUAAUAAUACCAAUUUUCAACAUUCCUCAGCCUCCUCAAUAAACCAAGGUUUAUUCGAGACAACUUUAAACCAAAAUUCAAACCAAAACGUUAAACUCCCUUCCCAAGUACCCUCCGAAGAAAAGGACACAGUUCAACUUCUGUAUGUUCCCUUAGAGCAACUUCAGAAACAGCAGGGUAUCGACUCAGGCAUCCUAGACGAAGCUUUCAAAUCACUACAACAGCAAAAACUUGUGGCUCCACCUCCAGAAUCCGAUUUGCAGUUGAAGGAAUCUGAAGCAGCCCAAUCUCGCCCACAACAGAAUAUACAACAACAAAAUUUUCAUCAACAAAAUAUCAACCAACAAAAAUAUAGAAUACAACAAAAUCAACCAACAAACAAGGGGGAAGAACAGGGACCAACGCAGUAUUACGUUUUGCAAAACGAAGCUCCGCAGAAACGACCAGAACAGCCUACUUACUACGAGUUAGUUUCGAAAAACCAAGGGGAAUUGAUUCUUCAAAACAAUCCAAAAACUGUCGAGGUGUCCAAUAAGCAAGAAUAUCAAGUUCAGGCAGAAAAGCAACAAAUAAUCGAAUUAACUUCGCCAGGACCAAUAUCGAAUCAUCAAUCGCAGUAUAAUUCUCCGUUUGAAUAUCAAUUGCAACAAAGGCCACAAGAUCAAUACAAAGAUACCAGAAUUCAAGAUUCUAGGGAUUUCGUCAAAAAGGAGCCUCAAAGCGAUCAGUCUUCUGUAGUUCAAAAUCAACUUUCGCAACCGUUCUCAGUAGAAGCUCCAAGACUUCAACAGUCAUAUAUCGUCCAGAAUCAACCUCAAGCACCUGCACAACAAAAUUAUUUCCAAGAUGCUUUCGAAACCGAUCAGAAAUCCAGGCUUCAAAGCAUUCAAAAAGAUAUUCUUCAGCAAACUUUGCAGGUGGAAAAAUUGCAGAAGCAAAUUCAACAAGGCAAAUCCAUUGAUUUUCGGGGAAAAAACACUUCCCAACCACCAAAGAAGAGAAAACCACAUCAGCCUCCGUUAGCUGUUUAUAUGGAAGGAAAUCAACCAGGAGAUGUUGAUGCUGUUCUCGAAGUACUCAAAAAUGCGAAAUCUAUUGCUGUUCAAGAUCAGAUUGGACCUAAUUCACCUCAAGUGUUCAUUGGUCCCUCAAAUUUGAACGUACCGGAUGGUUUUGCGAAAUUCCCAUUGCCUUAUCUGUCAAACCUUGAUAACAAUCGUAUUCAAAGGAAGGCUCAGCAAUUUCCCUUUUUCGUUGCUCCCUUGAAUUAUAAAGAACCUGAAGGUUAUUCAAAAAUACCUUUACCUACACCGCAUGUAGGCUCCGUUGUGAUCAAACAGAACCAGAUUCAAAAUCUGAACGAUAAUUUUGAAGAGAUCAAUAGACCGGUAGCAAUAACAAAUUACAAAUUCGUGAACCCUUCAUUCGAAUCUGUUGUGGACAGUAAUUCACACUUCGAUGAUAACUUGAAUGCUUACAGUUUGGAAAGUGGUAACCCAAGAGACAACCCGAACAGGCACCUGAAAGAACAAACUCUGCUUCAACAAAUAACUGGAUUUUCUGGAUUCGAUUUUCCUCAAACUCAGUACUUCACGGAAGGGAGACCUAGUGCCUUUGGUCAAGAACAAAUUCCUACACUUUCCAACCAAAAUCCAACACUUUCCAAUCAAAAUCCAACACAUUCCAACCAACAUCCAACACAUUCCAACCAAAAUCCAACGCAUUCCUCUACACCUCAGACGACACGUGAUCAAUAUCUGGAGGAAGCAUAUCGAAAACCAGCAUCAGAAUCACCAGAAGAAGUACAUCAAGAAAUACCCUCAAAAAUAACCUCUCCUCCAUCAAGUAGACAGAGAACUAGGGGCGAAAGGAUUAGAGGCAGUAAAAAAGGUGGUAAUACACCAAAAGAAGUUAAUGAACCAGAAAGAUCUGAAAAAAGCACAGAACGAAAUGUCCCGAAUUUUGAGGCUAAACUUCCAGAGGUUCCAACACCUAAUAUCGUACAGGCCCCAGAAAAAGUUGAAAUAUCUUCACAAAACCCAUUGACACAAGAUUUUCUGAACAGAUUCUCAUCGAACAAUAAUUUCAAUUUCAAUUAUGUAUCCUCCACUCCAGGCUACGCUAUUCCCUCUCAAACUUCAGCAGAAGAAUUACCAGCGAACAUUAGGAAGCUAAAUGUGAAGCCAACUCAGGACAUUACAAGCAUCAGGAACCAACAAGCGAUAGACGCACAGUUCGAACAAUCAAUUCAGAGUUCUCAAAAUUCCAGAGAAAAAAUCACUCCCAAUCAAGAAGAGAGGAGAGUGCAUGUAUAUAAUCAAUACGAGCAGUAUGAACUACCUCCACAAUUAACAAAUAUAAAUCCGAAUUUGCCUGGUCUUAUAAAUGAAUUAGAGCAAGAAAAUCAGUACACAACAUCCAAAUAUGAGACAGCCUCUCCAGUUUCUACAACCCAAAGUACUCCAGAAUACACGGUUAGAACUACAGAAGCCACGACAACUACAACAACAACUACGAGACGACCAAGGGGUAGGGGAAGGAGUAGGUUCAAUAUGAAAACGACAACCUCUUCACCCUAUAGAAGGAACCAGGGCGAAAGAAGAAGACCUAGCAAAACAACCGUUGCAACCACUACUGAGGCAUCAUAUGGAACCAAUGAGUACACAGCAACAAACCAAAAUGAGAGAACGAGGCCACGUACAAGGCUACAAAAUACACUGACUGAAAGAGUUGCUGAAGGAAGCAUAGAAUCGACAUCCACUUCUCAUCAACUAUUGCAACCCAAUACUAGAGUCAUGGACAUAUCACAGAAUCAACCCAAUUAUUUCGUAGAAUUCCAGAGCUCCAUAGCAAAUGUAAAACCUAUUCUAAGAGAUGAAGUUGAAGAACCAAAAACUGAAACUGUUAGAGUCGUUGAACAAUAUCAAUCUCAAAAGGUGACCACAGCUGAAGAACUAGCCUCACAAGUCAGAGAACAGUCACCUAUCCCGCAAAUUUCUGUCACACAACCUGACAGAUCGGAACAAGUGAAGCCAGAAAUCAACCAGAGGCCCUCGGCAGAAGAGAAACCAACUAGAAAAAGAGUCAGAGUACGUGGACGACCGAAGAACAAAUAUUCCUCAACCACAAUUGCCCCAAGAUAUACAUCGCCACCAGAAAAAGAAGAAACUGAAUUCUAUGGGUUCAUUCGACAACCGAAUUUCUCUCAGAGUUCUCAAAUAAGCAACAACAAUAGAAAUGAAGAAAAUAACUUACAUAUCUAUGCACCCACUCAACAGAAAAGCCCUAUUUAUAAUCAGAGGAAUAAUGAACCAAUAGGCCCGUCAACUUCUCGCGCAGAUACAGAAAGUCCUCGCUUUGUGGGAGAACUUAGACCAAAAUACGCAUCCCCAUCGAGAGGUACCACCACGCAACUACCAGAAACUACACAAAGGAGUAGAAUACGUGGAAGGGUAAGAGUUCCUGGUAGAACUUAUGAAAACAAGAGCAGAGCAUCAGAAACUUCAUCCACUGAAAGAAAUUCAAGAGGUAGGGUUAGAGGAAAAAUGCAUUUCACUCCACCAAGAAGUUUAAGGCAGGAAGUAGAAAACGAUGAAACUGAAAACUACCCAGCAUCUUUUCUAAAAAGCAGAGAAGCAGCCACAACGCCAAGCAGCUCUGAAUUCAAAAUAACUGUGAGUACAGAUGACGAACAGGAAGAUCAAAUUCCUUACUCUUCAUUGAACAAGCAUGAGAAAUUACCAACUGAAGACAACCACAACUUUGGAGUCACCCAGGAAGGCUCAAAAAAUCUUAUAUCCAACGAAGAGUAUGAAGCAGCAGCCGAUAAAAUGGAAAUAGUAUCUUUCAGAGAUAAGCAAAGAGAUGCAAAUACAAGAGACGGUUUCAGGGUUGUUAAUUUAGAUCAGUUUGAUACUGCGGAAUCUCAGAACUACAGAACCUUCUUCAACAGUUUGGAUAGUCCUUACAAAGUGAAUGACUUGAAAUCGAGAGAGAUUGAAGAGAGUUCAUCGGAAGCUGCUGUGAAUACCUCAGAGCCAAUAGAACCGGAAAACGCAACGGUACCUGCUGAAAACAUAACUGAAAAUACAGAGAAUGUGUUUCCUACCACAACCGAGAUUUCGGAAUCUGAGAGAACGUCACUAGAUGAUCUCAAUUCAACGAUUUUGGAAUCUGUGAGAGAAACUAUAGGGAAUUCAACCACUCCAAUCUCACCCACAACAACACCAGAUCCAACCAUGGCAACGACUACAGAAGAUUUCAUAAGAGAAACUAAGAACACGUCAGCAGAGGAAUCAACUGAGAGUUUUAUUGUCACAACUACAUUGAACCCUGAAGAAACAACUACUUCAACUGAAACUAAAAUACCGGAACAGACACCUCUGGAUCUGCUCUUGCUUCAAACUUCAACAUCUACAGAAAUAUCACAUGAGACUGAAAUAUGUUAUAAGGGAAGAUGUGUCAAAUCUAAAAACAAAAAAUUCAGAAAGAGGCUGCUGCGUAAAAAAACAAAUGAGACGGACGUUUGAGAUGUGAAGAGCUAUUGUGGAUGUGAUGUGAUAUAGAGAACAUUUUAUGUAUCAUGUUAACUGAGUGUAAUGACAGCCUUUGUGUGUUUCUAGUUAGGUAGCUAUGAGGCGAUUAUAAUUUAUUAUUAUCGAUUUUUUCCUUAUACGGAAUGCCAAAUAAAUUAUUAGUUUCUUAUUUAA